Messenger RNA from Heteronotia binoei (common prickly gecko), 1214 nucleotides. RefSeq names its product pseudouridine 5'-phosphatase (gene PUDP). Bases 24 to 728 code for a protein of 234 amino acids. Gene Ontology annotation, molecular function: phosphatase activity. The transcript is spliced from 4 exons. NCBI's taxonomy places the organism in Eukaryota, Metazoa, Chordata, Lepidosauria, Squamata, Gekkonidae. The record is from RefSeq and is a predicted model, not a curated record.
GUGGGUGUCCCUGUUGCGGCGCAAUGGCCGUGUCGUCCUUGAGUCCGACGUCGUUGAAACCCGUCACUCACCUCAUUUUUGACAUGGACGGCACCCUUCUGGAUACUGAACGCUUUUGUACUAUUGUAUAUAAAGAAGUCUGUGAAAACUACGGAAAGAUAUUCACCUGGGAUUUGAAAUCUUCAGUUAUGGGUAGAAGACAACUGGAAGGAGCCGAGAUUAUGCGAAAUACCCUAGGCCUUCCAAUUACCAAAGAAGAAAUAGUGAAGGAAUGUGAAAUUAAGCUAAAAAAAUUAUAUCCCACAGCUCCACUGAUGCCAGGAGUUGAAAAACUGGUCCAUCACCUACAUCAACACAGUAUACCCAUAGCUGUUGCAACCAGUUCAGCGCGAGAGCCAUUUGAACUGAAAACAAGUCAACACAAAGACUUCUUUAAAUUAUUUCAUCAUAUUGUGCUGGGAGAAGACCCUGAACUGAAGAAUGGAAAGCCGGAGCCUGAUAUAUAUUUGAUUUGUUCGAAGAGAUUUAAACCACCACCACCUCCUGAAAAGUGUCUUGUAUUUGAAGAUGCUCCAGCUGGGGUCAAAGCAGGUCUGGCAGCUGGGAUGCAAGUAGUCAUGGUUCCAGAUGAAAAUCUGAACAAAGAUCUCACAAAAGAAGCAACUCUUGUACUUCAGUCUAUGAAUCAUUUCAAGCCAGAACUCUUUGGUCUUCCACCAUUUAUCUGAACAGUGUUUUAUUGUUGUUGUUUUAAUGUAGCUCUUCUUUAUUGAUAGGGGGUGGGGAGAUAGACUAUUUAUUCACACAGCACACAAAUCCUAUUGCAAUUAUAUGUUCUAUGUUUAUAAUUAAUGGUAGGAGUAACUUGUUUAUCCAAAUCAACUGGUGAAUGAUGGGAAGAUGGGACUUGUAAGUUCUGCAUGUACAGUAUACAUUAUAGCCUCCCCUUUUUGGGAGAAGCAUUCUCCCAUACUUCAUCAUCCCAAAGCUCAGAACCACUUUAGGAGGUGCUUCUGAUUCAGUGCAAUGAGGUACUACCAGAAGUAAAAUAGAGAAAUUCUUGGAUUAAAAAGACUUUGUAUCAACUUGUUUGACAUUCCACAUAUCUGCAGUCUUCUGUUCCUCAAUGUAUGCUAAGCAUGUCAUAUGAAACUUCCAUUUUUUCACUAGAAUGGAAGAUGUUUUGCCUGGGAUUAAAGUCCUUGAAGCUUUCA